Molecule: messenger RNA, 1804 nt
Organism: Dioscorea cayenensis subsp. rotundata (Guinea yam)
Lineage: Eukaryota; Viridiplantae; Streptophyta; Magnoliopsida; Dioscoreales; Dioscoreaceae
Product: F-box-like/WD repeat-containing protein TBL1XR1
Exons: 14
Coding region: 11-1684 (557 amino acids)
Biological process (GO): regulation of transcription by RNA polymerase II
Cellular component (GO): histone deacetylase complex
Molecular function (GO): protein binding; transcription corepressor activity
Source: RefSeq, a predicted model, not a curated record
GUUACACACAAUGGAAUCGGACAUGAAUGGCUCCAUCGAUCUCAACAAGCUCGCAGAUUCAAACCCUCCAAUUCCCUCCAUUCAUAGCUCACCAUCUUUGUCCCCUUCGAGGUUGAUCUUCUUCCCCAACACCGAUGUCUUCGGCGAGCUCACCACCGAUCAGUUCAAUGCUCUCAUCCUCCAAUUUCUUCUGGAAAAAGGUUUCAAGCGCACUGCUGCUGAAUUUAAAAAUGAGGCAGAGAUUGAGAAUAUUUCUAUUGAUGAAAAUACAAUAAACAAGGCCCCUCUUCCGUCAUUGGUGCAUAAAGGUCUUCGAUAUACACAACUAGAGGCAAAUAUGCACUCUACUGAUGCUAGUCUUCUUAUGUCGCGCGAUCGCCUUGAACCUCUGGAUAUUAUCACAAACAGUGUGCAUGAUUUGUCAAAAAUCAUAAAAGACAGAAAAGAAAAUGCCAUGAGGAAGGGAAAAAGCAUUGAGUAUGACGUAUCUAACCAAGAGCAGCAAGACAACAGACAGGAAAGAAAUAUUGAUGUUCAUGGAGGAUCUCGACUAAUGGCCUGCACCCCUAGUUUGCCACCAGUGACUCGUCAAGUUUCUGACCCAGAUGUAUUUCUUUUGAAAGGAAAUAGUUCAGAGAUUUCUGUCUGUGCUUGGAGUCCAACAGAUGCUCUUCUGGCAGUUGGGUUUUCACAUUCAGCAGCUCUGAUAUGGAAAAUUGCAGAUGACCUCUCCAGUGUUUGUGGUUCAGGACAAAAGGUUUAUUUCCUUAUUCAUGCUGAUGCACAAACCAAUGAGCAAAAUUUGCAUGUUGGUACACUUGCUUGGAAUGGAGAAGGGAAGCUACUUGCAACAGGAUCAUUUAGUGGACUGGUUUGUAUCUGGAGUAAGAAUGGUGAAUUAAGGAUGAGACUGGGAAGUCAUAGAGCUGCUAUAUUCUUUAUAGAAUGGAACAGUAAAGGUGAUAAUCUCCUUACUGUUGGUUGUGACAACAGAAUUCUUGUUUGGGACACCAAUGCAUGGGAGCCUAAGCAUGAUAUUACAUGUCAUUCUGAACAAUUGCUUGAUGUUGCAUGGGGGAACGAUACUUCUUUUGCAACAAUCUCAAAGGAGAACAUUUAUGUUUUCAAUGUUGGAGAGCCUCAGCCAAUCAAAACUUUUUCUGGAUAUCAGGAGGAGAUUGGUGGUAUUCAUUGGAAUCCUACUGGGAGCUUAUUGGCUUCAUAUGGUGGUGCCAAUGCGAUAAAGAUUUGGACCCUGGAGCAGGAUGAAUGUCUACACAAUCUGAUGCACAGCAUGAAGGUAUACAGUAUUAGAUGGAGCCCUACAGGCCCAGGCACCAACAACCCCAGUAAGCCUUACUGUUUUCUCGCUAGUUGUUCCGAAGACACAACAGUGAAAAUUUGGGAUCCUGUUCAAGGCCAACUACUCUUUUCCUUCAAAGGUCACAGCACACCUGUUGUCGGAAUAGAGUUUCGCCCGGAUGGUAACUAUUUGGCAAGCGCAUCAAAGGAUAUGUCUUUACUAGUAUGGCAUAUCAAAGAUGGGAACAUUGUGAAAUCCUGCAGCUUCUCUGAUGCUACCAUGGAUGAUCUGUCUUGGGAUAGAGAAGGAAAGCUGAUAGCAGCAAGUUCUGAUUCCAAAACUCUUGCCUUGGUUGAUGUAUCUUUCUUAUGUGAUAUGUGAAAAAUAUGCAGAGCCUUUUCAAUGUUUUUCCAGUCAAUCUUUUUCCCCGACUCUUUUCUUUUUAACUUUGAACAAAGAGAUAUUGUUAAAAUUGAUUCUAAUACCAUGUAAAAUGAAGAA